AUGUCAGUUGUUUCAAGUGAAGUUUCUCCAUUCAAUCCCAUAACAGACAGCGAUGUGCGGAAUAUCGCAGCAAAACUGGGCUUCCAUGUCGAGGACGCCGAGGUAGAGCCACUACGAUUACUUCUCACCGCUGCCCAUGAUACCUUUAAGGAGCUCUCGAAACUAGAAGACUACAAUCCACCUCUUGAUCGACAGCGAUUUUCCUCGUCGAAACAUCCAACCUGGCUCACCGACGGAACAUCUUGGCUCCCCAUGAACAUUGUUGUAAAGGACAAUAUUUGUGUGGCCGAUAUACGCCAACAAAAUGGGACCGAUGCACUUCCCUCCUGGGUACCUGAAUCAGAUGCAACAGUGGUAACAAGGAUUCUCGAGUGCGGCGGUAGAAUCGUUGGCACUGCGACGUGUGAGGCGUUAAGUUGUGCGACAGCCAAGGGCUACUCCGCUGGAGGCUCUUCAUCUGGCGUUGCGGGUCUUGUUGGACGUCGCAAAUUCAUUGAGGACAAGGGCGAACGUAUUGAUGUCGACAUGGGCAUGGGCGCAGAUCAAGGCGGCUCAAUCAGAGUCCCUGCUGCGUUCUGUGGCCUGGUCGGUCUGAAAGCCACCCACGGACUGAUUCCCUACACAGGAGUCAUUAGCUGUGAACCUGUUCUCGAUCACGUUGGGCCGAUAUGUAAGACUGUGUGGGACACGGCUCUUCUCCUUGAGGCAAUCGCAGGACGAGAUGGGCUUGAUGACCGUCAAUCGGGGGCCCAUGACGUAGGGGAGGUCCCUUAUUCUACCAACCUCGACACCUGGUACAACGAGGCUACAAAACUGCACGGGUCAAAACAGCUGUCCGGUCUCAAAGUGGCCAUUCUCACCGAAACCAUCGAUGCCCCAUUCGUUACCGCAGCGAUGGAGGAUGAAGUGAGAGCCGUGGCAGGCCAGCUAGAGCAGCUGGGUGCCUCCGUCGAGCAGAUUUCCAUGCCUAGUCAUGCGACAGCCAGGUCGCUGUGGAUGGGACAGACUCUCAUCCCCUGGACGCAGAGUAAGUGGGACAAGCUACCAGCAGGGAUGCGCAAUGAGUUUAUCAACGGGGCAUACGAGGCGGAUAAGUACCCUUCGCUCUACCAAAAAUGCAUGAACUUGACUAUUAAGGUUACCAACGAAUACGAGGACAUCUUUCGGACAUUCAAUGUGCUUCUAAUGCCCAGCGUGCCCUUCACUGCCCCGCCGUUAUUCGACAGAGACACAGCCUCCUCAAUGAAGAAGAUCUCAUCAACAUUUGGCCAGACGCUGAACACGAUGCAGUUCAACUUGACCAGUCACCCUGCGAUGGUAAUCCCGACGGGCCGCGCACCAGACAUGAGUGGGAAAUACCCAGAGACCUUGCUCCCCUUGUCGGUGCAGUUUGUGGGGCCGCUUCACGGCGAGCAAGAGUUGCUCAAGUUUAGGUAUACCUAUGAAAAGGGGUUUGAUUAG
This is a messenger RNA of Ilyonectria robusta, 1461 nucleotides long. RefSeq names its product amidase signature domain-containing protein. Lineage: Eukaryota; Fungi; Ascomycota; Sordariomycetes; Hypocreales; Nectriaceae. Bases 1 to 1461 code for a protein of 486 amino acids. Gene Ontology annotation, molecular function: catalytic activity. The transcript is spliced from 6 exons. The record is from RefSeq and is a predicted model, not a curated record.